AUGCGAGUUCCGGCAACCCGAGGAAACCGUGCAGGAGAGAGACCUACUCACUUUGACACUGGUCCUCGAAUGCUACCGUUACGUGCACCACAGUACUACAGUCACGGUGUUCCAUUGCUAAUGGCACGAGGGGCGUACUAUCGCACAGGACCACCUCCUCCAGUUGUUUGUGUUCCGCAACAGGAUCAACGUUUUCGAAAUACAUGGCUUGAUGCUAAUCUUGGUAUCAACUAUCCGUCUGUCCCUAUGGUUGAUUAUUCGUUUACUCCUUGCUGUGGUGGAUACCGCCCUCGGCCAAAUUCUGGUGGUCGAAGUGGUUAUCGAUACCCAUCCAAGAAUUCGUACAAAGAAGUAAAACCUCAUUCCAAUGAACAAACCUCAUGUGAAGCUGAUCAAAACGAAAAGAAUCGAGGAGUGGCUGCCGAACAUGAUGAGUCCUCAAAAGCCGAUGAGGAGGAGGUAUGGGAGUCUGAAAAUGAAGAAGAAAAACAAAAUCGCUGGACUGGUAAUAAUAUGUGUUGGCCGUAUGGCAAGGAGAAACCAGAGGAUGGUAACCCGUCAAACGAGGAAAAUCACACUACAGACGAAAAUGAGCAAUGCAAAGCCAUCGAUAUCAGUUCCAGUGGUAAGACGGAUGCUGCUGGAACUGUAGCCUCUGGAUGA
Messenger RNA from Cooperia oncophora, 663 nucleotides. Lineage: Eukaryota; Metazoa; Nematoda; Chromadorea; Rhabditida; Trichostrongylidae. The record is from the annotation of a GenBank genome assembly.